AUGAGAUACACUCCUAAUAAAGAUCUCUUACCUGCAUCAACCACUAUAGAGCAAAUUCAAUCAAAUCCAGACGCACUGAGACCAUCUCCAUUUCAAUUUAGACAGUCAAAGUCAACAGGCAAAUGGCAUCCACCACGUUACUCACGUCGUCAACAAGCUGAUCUCGUUAAAGAAGCUAGAAUAGAAGGUUUAUUGCAUUUACUACCAACUUCAAUAAAGAGUAGUGUAGAUGAUAUAAAUCUAAACAACAGCGAGAAACCUUUCAAUUGGCAGGAGAAAGCUGCGUUUGAUGUACAAGCGAAGUCACCUCGUGCAGUAGCAGAGAAGAAGUUCAGAGGUAGCCUCUGGGAGAGGAAUCAACCAAAGAGACAAGCUGCUAUAGAAGAGAAUAUGGAGAGUAUGCAGCAAAAGAUAGAAUUCUGGAAAUUGGAUAAAGAACAACGUAAGAAAAAGCAUACACCACCAUUACCAUUCUAA
Molecule: messenger RNA, 477 nt
Organism: Wallemia mellicola CBS 633.66
Lineage: Eukaryota; Fungi; Basidiomycota; Wallemiomycetes; Wallemiales; Wallemiaceae
Exons: 2
Coding region: 1-477 (158 amino acids)
Cellular component (GO): mitochondrial large ribosomal subunit
Molecular function (GO): structural constituent of ribosome
Source: RefSeq, a predicted model, not a curated record